UGUCUGUGUGUAUCUGUGUGUGUCUGCGUGUGUUUGUCUGUGUGUAUCUGUGUGUGUUUGUGUGUGUAUGUAUGUAUCUGUGUGCGUGUGUGUCUGCGUGUGUGUCUGUAUGUAUGUAUGUAUCUGUCUGUGUGUGUCUGGCUGUAUGUAUCUGUGUGUGUGUCUGUAUGUAUCUGUGUUUGUGUCUGUCUCUGUGUGUGUGUCUGUGUGUGUCUGUAUAUAUGUAUCUGUGUGUGUUUGUAUGUAUCUGUGUGUGUUUGUAUGUAUGUAUCUGUGUGUGUGUCUGUGUGUGUCUGGAUGUAUGUAUCUGUGUGUCUCUGUGUGUGUGUCUGUGUGUGUCUGCAUGUAUGUAUCUGUGUGCGUGUGUGUCUGCAUGUGCGUCUGCGUGUGCAGGCCUUGGCGGAGUCCAACUUCACCUACACGGCCGCUCGCCUCUGCAAUUUGCUCUCCCAGAAGUUGGUGGUGAACUCGCACGCAGGAACCUUCAGGCAGCAUCUGCUCAAGAGGUGCCACGUUGAGUACGAGAGCCGGGAGUUGGUGGCUCAGGGCGACGCCGCCUCCAGGAAGCGUCUCCACGCCUACUCCAUCUUCCUCACCGAACUCUACCUGCACCUCGAGGUGCUGUCCGGCUCCCAGCGAACUCGUGCCGCCAUCCUGCGUGCCGGAGUGAAGGACGUCAUCCACACGCUGCUCGCUCACCCCACAGAUGACAAUGUCACCUGCUCCAUCAAGAUGCUCAAGCUGUGCGGGUCGGUGCUGGAGGACGACUUUCGGUUGGAGGGGAAGAGCAGCAUGGACGAGCUGAUGGAACGCAUGAAGUCCGUGGUGCUGGAUGGGUCCUGUGAGCGGCCAGUGCGCAGCAUGUUACUGAAACUCAUCGAGUUGAGGUCAAGCAACUGGGGCAGAGUGACCCCCACCUCGACCCCUGCCCCCACCCACUGCCCCCUCACCGACCCAGACUACUACAUGAAUGAGCCGGUGUUUUACACGGCCGACGGGACGCCCUUCACGGCUGCAGACCCUGAGUUCCGUGAGCACUACGAGCGAGUGAUGCAGCACGAGGCGGAGCUGCGCAAGAGGUUCCCGCGCGCCGCUCGCACCGCCACCGAGUCCCCGGACCACUAUUACGUGGAUUCUGACUCUGACUCGGGAGAAGGAGACGGAGCGGACGACGACGACGACGAGAACGGGGAGGGAAACGGCGACGCGGGAAUGGACCCUGAGAUGCAGGCGGCCUUCGAGAUUUUCUGCCAAGAGGCGGAGAAGAAGAAGACCAAGGCGAAGUGAGCGCCAGAAGCACGGGGGGGUGGGAGGGGCGCGGGGUGGGGAGACGCGGAAGAACGGAUGAUUCUACUCGAGGAAUGGGGGGCGAGGGGGGGACAUGGAAUAUACGGGGACAGACGCAAGGGAGGUCCAGCGGGCAGAGUAGCGGCGGGCGGUGGGUGGGGGGAAAGAGAAAAGGCUUCGUGGGAAAGGAAGGAGAGACGGAGAGAGGAAGGAGAGACACACGGAAAGGAGGAGAAGAGGAGACACGAAAAUCUGCGGUAGGUGGACAGACAAUUAAUCCUUCCCCCUCCCCCCGCACGCAACCUCCGAUUUAGCAGCGUUGGCUACGUGGGGUGCGAAAGAAGUUUUGACGUACGUACAAAAUGAGGCGGGAGACACGGGUAGGAUGGGGGCAACUCGCGGUGUAGAUGGAGUUUCCACGCCGGUUCUCAUCAAGCGACAAAAUUGCUUUUUAAUCACGGCGACUUUGCUGCACGACUUUCCCUCGUUUUGAAAGCGAGCGAGCGAGAACGCGUCCGUCGCAUCCUUUGACCUUCACUGGAGUGCCGCCGUCAUGAGCGAUGGGCCAGCUUCACACCCAUGACCCAGCAGUAGCCAAUAGCAGUUGUGGAAUAAGAUAGCCCCCCCCCCCACCACCUAACCGCAUCAUGUGACCUUUCAGCCAAUGGCAGACGAGAUUCGGCUUAAUGCGCGCAUGCGUGUGUGAGAUGAAUUGUUGCUUUUAAACUAUUUUUUUUCGCAUUUUACUUUUCUUUCGUUUCAAGUUGAGGUUUUUAUUCUGGUUUUGCCGCGGAGAGCCGAUUCGCAAGACCCAGGUUGUACACAGAGACACCGCAGCCCAAGAGAGAUCUAACUCUGAGACAGAGAGGGGGGAGAGCAGUCACUGCCCUGAAACAACCUGGAAGUUUCGCCGGCGUUGGUGCACUCAAGCCCGACUCUCGCUGCUGACGAAUCGCCGCUGAAGUUUGAAACUUGUGUGAAAUGUACACAUGUGCGUUGGACUUAUUUUGCGCCAUACGUAGCCAACCGUGCUCAAUUGGAGGUUGUGGCUGGAAGGACAACAAAACGAAACGCCUAAAGCAGUUCUAAAGAAAUUCGUUAUCAGUCUACAGUUUAAAAGUGCACAGCCCCCCCCGGUGGCUUCCUGAUGCCUGAUGGGGGAAGAGCAGUCCGGACGGGUGGAGUUUGCGUGAUGAUGGUUCGUGUUCCUUCAUCUGGCCCCAGGCCAAUGGGGUGAAUCAGUGCGGCCUUCUGUUCCUCCACGAUGCCCCACUCUCCUGGCUUCUUGUGUGCCGUGAAGAUGAUGGGGGCGGCGCAUUGCCGAAAACGUCGCCGAUCGUGGUAUUGAGUAAAUCCCCGAACAUCUGAAGACUGACACCCCGGAAACGAGAAUUUUUCGCGGGAAUUUCCCCUCGAGUUUGGUCCGAAUAAAUGUCGUGGGGAAAUGGUGCGUGGCUUUCGUGGCGCACGCACGCACACACACGCAUGCGCAUGCACCACAGGGCGACGAGUUUGGUUAUCGUUGCCCCUACCCUCCUCCCCCCAGGACAAUUAUAACGUAACCGACGAUCUUAGAACAAGAUUAAGAAGAAGAAGAAAAUAAAAUAUGGACUUGUUCUAGAAUCCGAAAUCAUCCGAAACAAUGCUUCAAUCCAAAACGUUCCAUCCCUAGUCCAUGGCCAACAACACAGCCAUAAGAAGAUUGCAUGAACAUAUUUUUGUCUCUUUGAGACCUUUUUUGCCAGCGUCCAAAUUGAUGAAAAGUAAGAUCAGGUUUUACUCUUUCUGGAAAUAAAACAAGAGUUGUGUUAAGGUGUUCCAACACCAAAUGGAUACCUUUUUGCAAGGCAUCAGUUUGACAAACAAUGCUGCAUGUAUCAUCAUGUUUUUGCCACAAUUCCAUGUGGUUAAUGCAGACUUGAUAAAACCUUGCUAGAAAGAUAUCUAGCUGGUGUUUGAACAUCUUAACAGCUAUAUUCUUGGUUCUUUCGGUAAAGUCACGUAGAAGGGAAGUAAUAAAAUAAGAAAACUUAUUAUUUGAUUAUUUCCCUUCUACGUGACUUUACCGAAAGAACCAAGAAGAUGAAUCCCUGCAGUCACGAAAGAUUUAAAUCGAAAUCUUAACAACUAUCGUGAUUUGAAGCUUCCGUGACUACGGGAAUCCAUACUCUUUGGUACUUUCGGUAAAGUCACGUAGGUAGUUCUUCCUGGUUCAGCAGUUUUACUGGUGGAUUAUUAUUUUUUUUCCGCCUGAGGACGAUCGCUUGUAUUGCGAUCGAAACGUCGUGAUAUCUAUUUUUUCUUCUUGGUUCUUUCGGUAAAGUCACGUAGAAGGGAAAUAAUAAAAUAAUAAUAAUGUUCAUUGGAGCGCUGCCUUUCAGACAGCUCUGUCUUCACCUGAGCACGGCUGCUUGUGUUGUGGCCGAAACGUCGUGAGAAUUUUAUUUUAUUACGUUUUAUUUUUAUUAUUUUAUUAUUUGCCUUCUACGCGAUGACUUUACCGAAAGAACCAAGAAGAUGAAUUCCUGCAGUCACGAAAGCUUUAAAUCGAAAUCUAUUUUUUUUACUUUCUUUUUCUACCUACGUGACAUUACCGAAAUAAACAAGAGUAUCUUAACAACUCCUGUUUUAUUGGCAGAAAGGGUAAAAACUAAAAUUUUCGUCUUCUUUUUUCUUCUGGAAAAUAAAACCGGCCCCGAGAUUCUGCUCAAAUCCAACUCGUGGCUGUAAGGGGGACGGAUUAUCGCUGUUACCGCUUUCAAUGCCCCCCCCCCCCUGCUUGCUGUGGGUCAGUGUUGAGGCUUUGGGUCCGUGUUGAGGCCGUGGGUGUCGAGUGUUGGUUGAGGCUGUGCUUACUAACAGUGUUAAAAGGCUGCGGGUUUGACGUUGAGGCCCUCGGGUUCGUGCCGAGACCCAAGUUAAUAUUUUAAUGUGGAUGUUGCGGGGUUCCGAUUAAGACUGCGAGUUUCGUGUUGAGGCUGUGGGAUCAGUGUCGAGAAUGUGAAUCUGACCUCGUGUGGCGCAGCCCCCGGGUACACAGUCUUCGUGUGAAGUAACAAUAUAAGAUCUUUCGAUACUUUUGGUUUGCGUUUUUUCUUUUUUAAGUCUCCACAAAGUCUAAAUGAAUUGCUGAAUAAUUUAUUGCUGAGUAAAGGGGCUGGCGAUACGUUUAUCAUGUAGCCCUUAGGAUCGCGCGCAGUGUUCUUGGACUUUAAUCAACAAUGCUUGAGCUUCUGUAACCAGAGCCAUUAAAUUUGAC
Lethenteron reissneri (Far Eastern brook lamprey) is the source of this 4546-nucleotide messenger RNA. RefSeq names its product poly(A) binding protein interacting protein 1 (gene PAIP1). The record is from RefSeq and is a predicted model, not a curated record. Lineage: Eukaryota; Metazoa; Chordata; Hyperoartia; Petromyzontiformes; Petromyzontidae. Gene Ontology annotation, biological process: regulation of translational initiation. Gene Ontology annotation, molecular function: RNA binding; protein binding; translation activator activity.